UGUCAAAAUGUACAGGCUUCUCACCAUCGGCAUCGUUCUUUUGUGUUGGAAAUCUUCAAAGGUAACCUGUACCAUUUGUGACAAUAAACCCUGUGGCUCCGGUGGCACUUGUACCUCAUUAAUCACGUCCCCGGGUUACGAGUGCUCGUGCUUCUCGGGUUUCUUGUCGCCAAACUGCGCGGACCGCGAUGAGUGUUCAAUGGCGCUCGGCGUUUGCAACAAUGGAAGUUGCGUCAACACACCAGGAAGUUACCAAUGUGCAUGUUUCAAAGGCUUUACCGGAACUCACUGUAACAAUGUGAUGGAGGCUUGCGGGUCGUCACCAUGCAAAAAUGGGGGCACGUGUUCGGUGACGUCAGAUGGCAGCCACGUGUGCAAGUGUUACAUGGGGUUCAACCCGUCUAUGGACUGUGAUGAUAUAGACGAGUGUAACAUGGUUUCCGGCCACAACCCAUGCAAUAACGGAACCUGCGUCAACACUCCAGGCAGCUUCUCUUGUUCCUGUAACGCCGGGUACCAGGGGAAGUUUUGUCGCGACGACGUCGACGAAUGUUUGGAUCGGUCCUGUCCUAUAUGUGUGAAUACCCCAGGGUCGUAUUCGUGUCAAUGUACUGAGGGAUAUACUGGACACGACUGCAAGAUGGACGUGGAUCCAUGCGCGUCUAGCCCUUGUCGUCAUGGAUCUUGUGUGAUCACAAACGGAUCUUUCAAAUGUAACUGCAAUAAUGGAUUUAACGGGUCUCUUUGCGAAAAUGACUUCACACAGUGCUUACCUAGUGUAUGUCUGCAUGGCAGCUGUCAAAAUAUGUCAGGCAAGUUUGUAUGCGUCUGCAAUAACGGAUGGAACGGCACGCAUUGCGAUGAUGACGUCAACGAGUGCUCAUGGGAUCAGCCAUCUGUCUGCGCCCAUGGACAGUGCACAAACACAAAAGGGUCGUACUCGUGUCACUGUGACAACGGUUACCAUGGAAACACAUGUCAAAAUGACGUUAACGAAUGUGAAUUUCGUCCUUGUGGAAACGGUUCGUGUAUAAACAAUGAUGGUUCUUACACUUGUAACUGUCCUUCGGGUUAUUCCGGAUUGCACUGUGAAAGAGAUAUUAACGAAUAUAAUGAUACAAUAAAAUAUUGCAAUAGAAGUGUUUGUAUUGGAGGUGUUUGUAACAACACAGUUGGGUCGUUUCGCUGUGACUGCAAUGAUGAAGCAACUGGUGAAUUUUGUUCAAACAUUACUACUAGUAUUAUGCCGGCAAAAACUUCAAACUCUACGCAGCACCAGAGCUGGUUGGACGGUCAUGCCUGGGUUUUUGGCGUUGUCGGUGCGGUUGCCCUGUGUGUACCAUUUGCCAUAUUGGUGGCUGUGAAAAUAAGAAGAAGACGUCAGGCGAACGCCGCUGAUGAACAGUUCGGGCGGCUGGAAAUCUCUUCUAAUCCCUCCGUUUCCAGCACGUUCGACUCCCGCAUGGUAGCAGGGAACCUCCUGUUUAUGCAAGACAUAUUCGAGGGAAUCGACGAAAUAUAA
This is a messenger RNA of Mya arenaria, 1522 nucleotides long. Its product is annotated as neurogenic locus Notch protein-like. The record is from RefSeq and is a predicted model, not a curated record. NCBI's taxonomy places the organism in Eukaryota, Metazoa, Mollusca, Bivalvia, Myida, Myidae. Gene Ontology annotation, molecular function: calcium ion binding. Bases 8 to 1522 code for a protein of 504 amino acids. The transcript is spliced from 5 exons.